This is a messenger RNA of Armigeres subalbatus, 1320 nucleotides long. RefSeq names its product insulin-like growth factor-binding protein complex acid labile subunit. Gene Ontology annotation, molecular function: protein binding. The transcript is spliced from 2 exons. NCBI's taxonomy places the organism in Eukaryota, Metazoa, Arthropoda, Insecta, Diptera, Culicidae. The record is from RefSeq and is a predicted model, not a curated record. Bases 129 to 1193 code for a protein of 354 amino acids.
GCGAGCAUAGAAUGCGAACGAAAAAUAACAACGGUUUUUCUCCAAUCGGAUUAGAAGCGGUUUGGCGAGUGUUUAGUUAGUUUAUAGCCAUCCCAUCAGGGGGAUGCAACUGGAAGUGCUGCGGCGCAAUGAAUUGCCUCGUGUUGUUUGGCACGCUUUUAAUCAGUCAUCAGUUCUCAGUGGGACUUCUGUUGAAGCGGUACAGUUGUGAUAAUUAUGUGCUAUCAUGGUGCCAACUACAUAAUGUUACGAUCAGGUCCGAUCGAGAUCUUCAAAUGGUAGAAUUUCCUGAGGUUCAGCAAAUUGGGUUUCUCAAUGGCUCGAUACCACAUUUCUCUCAUAUCAUGAAUCUGGCACUGUUCAAAGCCGGUGUAUUGAGAAUAUUUGCCCGUGGAACGAAGAUCAGUCAUUUGACGCUACCAAACACGAUCGAACAACUCUACUUCCGAGAUAACGGUGUCACUUUCGUGGAAAUUGAACCCAAGACAAAAUAUUCGAUGAAAUAUCUCAGGAUUCAUGUAAACAAAUUGCGAGAUGCGUCCAACUUCAAGUCUCUCACCAAUCUCAUAGAGUUGAAUCUCUGUGACAACCUAAUUGAGCACGUGACUUUCGACACAUUUGCUGGCAUGACCUACCUCAAGCAACUGCUACUCUGCGGAAACCGUAUCAAAACCAUCGCCGCAACCAUCAACAUCCAACUGUCGAAUCUCUAUCAUCUGGAUCUUUCCGGCAAUUUCCUGUUUAACGGAACUUUCCUCGCGCAAUGGUAUUUUCCACGUCUGGGAAAUUUCUCUCUGCGUGACAACCUGCUCACACGCCUGGACGUCCAGAUAAUCUCCCAGCGCUUCUCGCUGCUGAAAAUUCUCGACGUCGAGCACAACUCACUGGACUGUGAUACUUACGAACAGCUGCUGAAGUUGGUGCACCAGCGCAAAAUCAUCUACAAUGUCGACAAGCGGGUAUGCAAGAUACCGCCGGCCAUCCUGCCGCGAUUCAUCCCCACGGGCAACGAACUGGACGCCACCGGGGAUGCCGUCCUACAGCAGCAAAUACGCCAGCUUAAGGAACGAAUCUAUCAACAGGUGAAGAUUAUUAAUAGCCAACGGAUCGAGAUCCAGCAGCUCCGGGCCAACCUGAGCACGCUAAUGGAACAGUUCGAUCUGGUAGCCGACACGGCUAAUGAUUCAUUCUAAAAUUAGUAGUGAUUCGUUUUUUGUGGGAUAACGAGUGCGUGAGCGGGUGUUUAUAGUUUAAAUAUUUGAAUGUUGUUUAGCAUGUCCAUUGGGUGUCCAAAUAGACCAAUAAAUGAGUGUAAUAAAG